AUGCUGACUAUCAGUCGCCAACCCUCGCCUCCCUCCACUGUAAUUCCUCCACUUCUGUGUCUCCCCUGUUCCAUUCCUCCUGUUCCCAUCCCUCCUGCUCCCCAUCCGUCCUUCUCCCCAUCCGUCCUGCUCCCCAUCCCGCCUGCAUCGCUCAUCCCGUUAGGAGCGGUGGUGGCGACGCUGAACGGCACGGAGAUCACCAGUGCUGCUGGCGAUGUGAAUGCCACGGGCGUCAUCUCCCUCGCUGUCUUCCAGAGUGGCAGCGACUACAACAUUCGCUACGGAGCCAGCAUCCGCCUGACCGCCUCCGGAGCGCCUCUCUCCAUCGCCAUCCGCACCGGCGCUGCCGGCUCGGCAGACAGCGGCGCCGCCCUUCUCGAGUUCUCCGCCACCGAAGCAGCGUGGGCCAACCUCACUUGGAACGGCACGCGCAGGGACUUUCGCGGUCGCAGGCACGCCGCCCCCGUUCCGAAAUACUUUGGGUUUUUCCGCCCGGCUGUUCGCACGGGUUAUGUGUAUGGGUUCUCUGGCGUUUGGUAUAAUGCCACGCAGUACAGUAACGCGGACGGGCAGAGCUAUUUCGAGGUGGCGAAUCUGCUCUUGGCGAAUCCGAGUGGGUACUUCGGGAUUGUGAAGACAGCAGCAUUUGCAGAUGGAGCUGCCCGCGGUCAGUUUGCGAACUUCACCCGCCCGACCCCUGACACGUUCUGGCAGCGCAGCUAG
Closterium sp. Yama58-4 is the source of this 723-nucleotide messenger RNA. The record is from the annotation of a GenBank genome assembly. Lineage: Eukaryota; Viridiplantae; Streptophyta; Zygnematophyceae; Desmidiales; Closteriaceae.